Molecule: messenger RNA, 1359 nt
Organism: Lachnellula hyalina
Lineage: Eukaryota; Fungi; Ascomycota; Leotiomycetes; Helotiales; Lachnaceae
Product: Ammonium transporter
Exons: 3
Coding region: 1-1359 (452 amino acids)
Biological process (GO): ammonium transmembrane transport
Cellular component (GO): plasma membrane
Molecular function (GO): ammonium channel activity
Source: RefSeq, a predicted model, not a curated record
AUGCCCUCCUCAGCCGUCCAAACCGCCUGGGAGGCAUGUGACCUCACCGACACGCUCUUCGUCCUCGUCUGCACCGUCUUCUGCUGGCCCAUCAUCCCCGCCGUCGGUCUUGCCUACAGCGGCUACUCGCACCGUCGAAAUGGCAUGGCAUCUUUCAUGCCCUCACUUCUCGUCAUGGGAUGCUGCACCAUCCAAUGGUUCUUCAUUGGCUACUCGCUCGCGUACGGAGAGGGGUCCGGUGUUAUUGGCAACUUGAAAUAUUUCGCGCAUUGGGGAGUCCUGGCUGAGCCCGUGGGAACGAUUCCGGCUAUCUUGUUCAGUGAAUUCCAGCUCAUUUUCUGUGCUACGGUUUGCGCUAUUGCGGUUGGUGGUGCUUGUGAGCGCGGUAGAACUGUUGCGUUGAUUCCGUUCAUCUUCCUCUGGACGACCUUCAUCUACUGUCCGCUGGCUCAUAUGGUUUGGUCUGAUGAUGGAUUUCUGGGAAAUCUGGGAGUUCUCGAUUUCGCCGGCGGAACUCCAGUUCAUAUCUGCAGCGGAGCCACAGCCUCAGCGCUCUCGAUAUACCUCUCCUACCCGCUCUUCCGCUCCAAGAAAUCCGCCACCAGAACACCGUCUCACAUCAAGCUUCACGGCCCUGGAAACUCCAUGCACCAGCUCAUCGCGCUCGUCAUAAUCUGGAACUCUUGGCUCGCAUUCGACGCGGGCACAACCCUCAGCCUGAACUUCAAAUCCAUCAUGGCGCUCUGCGUCACGAACCUGUGCGCAUCAGGCGGUGCUGUUACAUGGGCAUGUCUCACUUACUACGAGACAGGGAAGUGGUCGCUGGACUCUACAUUCUUGGGUGCGCUGGCAGGACUUGUCCUCAUCACGCCUUCCGCCGGCUUUAUCGACAUGCCGACUGCUUUCUGCUUUGGCGUCGCGGGCGCACUUAUCUGUCGCCAGGCGCUGCGCAUCAAAGCCACGGCGCUCGCUGCUAGGUGGCGGUGGGUGGAUAACGGUGAUACGUUCGCGACGCACUGUAUUGGUGGGUUUGUGGGGACGGUUGCCACGGGCCUGUUCGCGCGGAAGGAGGUAGCUGCGUAUGAUGGCGCGACGGUUAUCGAGGGGGGUGUGUUCUUUGAUGGGAAUGUAAGGCAGCUGGGGAUCCAGGUUUUGGAGGCCGUUAUUGGCUUUACGUGGUCAUUUGUCGGGUCGUAUGUUAUUAUCGCGCUGAUUGAUUGUGUUCCUGGGUUUGAGGUGCUGGCGACUGAUGAGGAUAUAGUUGCUGGCAUGGAUGUAGCGGAGAUGGAGGAAUCGUUUGAUGGGGAACGAGAAGAUGGCUACCAUCCUUUUAAGAAUGGGGAUAUACAUCUAGAGUGA